Messenger RNA from Peronospora matthiolae, 1347 nucleotides. Lineage: Eukaryota; Oomycota; Peronosporomycetes; Peronosporales; Peronosporaceae. The record is from the annotation of a GenBank genome assembly.
AUGAGGUAUGGCUUGGGCGCCUCUCUGCGACUCGUGCCACGUCUCCAGGUGCCGCCUCUGCUUCCGUUGACACGGCAUCGUCUUUUCGAUGCUCUGGACCAUCAUUGGACAAAGUCUCAACGUCGUACGUUGAGUACGGACAAAGUCACUGGGAUAUCUCAACCUGCUUGUCGCCGCCAAUACAUUAGUUUCUAUAACUACACGCCUCUGGAUCGAGACCAGCUGCCAAAACUCUGCCAAGAAAUGACUGAUUACUGGGGUAGAUUGGGGGCUCUUGGACGCGUUUACAUUGCGGAAGAAGGUAUCAACGGUCAGCUGGUAGUGCCGGAACCGGCGGUAACUGUCUUGGAGCAGUCAUUCCCGAGCUUGCUACGCGGUGCGAAGCUCUUCUACGGGCAUUUGCUUGACAAAGAGGUGCAAGAUGAAGAGACUACAGAUGGCAACAAGCCUGUGGAGCCGUUCAAAAAGCUCGAUAUUCGUGUCCGUGACCAGAUAUUACGUGAUGGCUUUGACAAGGGCGCCCUGAAUUUAGAAGACGCAGGACGUGAGUUGUCACCUGAACAGUGGCAUCGCAAGCUUACAACGAGAAACAACGAGUACGACUCGGAUGUGCUAGUGCUGGAUGUGCGCAAUUUCUACGAGCACGAGAUCGGACGCUUUGAGGGAGCCACUCGAGUCAUGGUAGACACGUUCCGAGAUACGUUUGACGCGCUGGAUGAGAUUCUAGACACGCAUGAACGGGAGCAUGAUGGACGAAAACCGAAAGGGGUCAUGGCGUACUGCACCGGAGGAAUUCGCUGCGAAAAGGUGGCCGCGUACUUGACGCAGUACAAAGGUAUCUCGAACGUGCAAAAGCUGCAUGGCGGGAUCGUGAACUAUACGCGCUUUUUGAAGGAGCAGCGGCAUCAUGCACGAGCUCGGUCAGUGACUGAUGGUGGCGGAUCAAAGAGUGAUGAUGGCCGUAUCAACGUGGACGUGUCUUUGUUCAAGGGCAAGAACUUCGUGUUCGACCAGCGCUGUGUGAGUGACUUGACCGUGUCCGAACAGGUGACGGACGACGUGUUGGGUCGAUGUUUCCAGUGCGGCGAGCCGUGCAACCAUCACAUCAACUGCAGUAAUAGCAUGUGUCAUGGCCUGAUCUUGCAGUGCUCGAAGUGCGCUAGAAGCAUGUUGAGAGCAUGCAGUGAAGCGUGCAAGCAAGAAUUUAUCAAGAUGAUGGCGAUGGCUCCAGACAAGCAACGCAAGUACAGGAAGGCGAACGCCUUGAAGUGGAAACCGAGGAACCCAAACUCAGUGAAGUUUAUUAGAUUCAGACCAGCUCCCCCCGAGUUGCUGACCAAAGUAUAG